GAGAGAAGCCGGCCAGUUGAGCUGUCGCUGGUAACCCAAGUUGACUAGCGGCCAUAGUUUUAUAUUGUUGUUGCCAUGGAUGCCUCAACUCCCAACAAGCUCAGUAUUAAAAAGGAUUAUUUUGGUGGAGGGAUAAGAGAGAGAAGAGAGAUCUCAAAUCCAAAUCCAAAUCCUCUGAAGGGCUAUGGCUAUGGAAGAAGAAGGAGUGGAAAGGGUUUAGUAUUUGUCUGUGGUUGGCGUUUUCUUUCUCAUUUCUUUUUUGGGUUUUUGUUGGUUUCUUGUUUCCUUCCCUCCUUCGUCUCUGCUUCUUCACCCACCGCCAUUUUUGGGACUGCUCCGCCGCCUAUAAAUCCCGUCCGCACGGGUGGGUUUGACCGUGGAGUUGUUAUUGUUGUUGUGAGUGUUUCUGUGUUGAUUUUGGUGUGUGUAAUGGCGAUUUUUGCGUGUUUGAGGGUGAAGGCGCGGCGGCGGAGGGCGGCGGUGGAAGGGGAGGGGGUGGAGGUGGUGGUGGCCGGAGAAGCGGAGAAAGCGGCGGCGGUGAGGAGGUUUAGUAGGGAGGAAGUGGAGAGAUUGGCGGCGAAUUUCGCGAGGUCGAGGGUAAUUGCGUAUGGAGGAUUCAGCACUGUUUAUUUGGGGAAAUUCUCCGAUUCCACGCCGGCGGCGAUGAAAAUCGUGGACGGGAGCAGCGAGCGCCUCCAGAGAAUAUUCCGUCAGGAGCUGGAGAUUCUCCUGAAGAUUCGCCACGACAACAUCGUCAAGAUCCUCGGAUUCUCCGAGGACUCCGAAAACGGCGCUCUAGUCCUAGAAUACAUCUCCAACGGCACUCUCCACGAUAAACUCCACAAUUCCAAAACCUCCCAUCAUCUCCCAUGGAAAAACCGAAUCACAAUCGCCUUCCAGCUCGCGCAAGCCCUAGACUACCUCCACGACCACUGCGAUCUCCAAAUCGUCCAUGGCGACCUAAAAGCCUCAAACAUCCUCCUAGAUUCCCGCCUAAACUGCAAGCUCUGCGAUUUCGGGUCAGCAAAAAUGGGGUUUUCCUCGACCGUUCUCCCGCCCUCAUCCCGAGGCCGCAUGGUCCAAAUGAUUGGGUCCCCGGGCUAUGCCGACCCGCACUUUUUGCGGACCGGGAUCGCCUCAAAAAAGAACGACAUCUACAGCUUCGGGGUCAUUCUGCUCGAGCUAAUCACGGGGCUCGAAGCCCUCUCCUCGGAUAAUAAUGUCAGGCUGAUAUCGAAAGUUGGCCCGGUUUUGAAAGAUGUGUCCAAGGUUGUCGGAAUGGUGGACCGGCGUCUCGCCGGGGAAUAUGAGGUGGAAGAAGCUAUGGCUAUGGCUUCCUUGGCGGGUUUGUGUCUUAGUGAUCCUCCCAGCUUGAGGCCAUCUGCUUCGGACAUCAUAGAAACCAUGAAGAAUUGUGUUUCUUCGGUUGCUUUUCCGUCUUCGACGGAUAAAAUGUUGUGAGUGAGAAUGUAAUUUAGGAUGUUUGUGGUAAAAACUUGUGCUGAGUUUGAGUAGUCUCACUGUAGAUUAAUGUAUAGUGAAAGGCACAUACAGUUUUACCAUACACAAAUUUCUACCUCAUCAAAGACGUAUUGUACUUAACCUUGUUUUUUUUCCUGGAAAUGGACUUGUAUUGUUGAUUAUGCUUGUCAAGUUUAA
Ipomoea triloba (trilobed morning glory) is the source of this 1659-nucleotide messenger RNA. Its product is annotated as probable receptor-like protein kinase At4g10390. The coding region runs from base 76 to 1461 and encodes 461 amino acids. Gene Ontology annotation, molecular function: protein kinase activity; ATP binding. NCBI's taxonomy places the organism in Eukaryota, Viridiplantae, Streptophyta, Magnoliopsida, Solanales, Convolvulaceae. Gene Ontology annotation, cellular component: plasma membrane. Gene Ontology annotation, biological process: protein phosphorylation. The record is from RefSeq and is a predicted model, not a curated record. The transcript is spliced from 2 exons.